Molecule: messenger RNA, 1533 nt
Organism: Symbiodinium sp. CCMP2456
Lineage: Eukaryota; Dinophyceae; Suessiales; Symbiodiniaceae
Source: the annotation of a GenBank genome assembly
AUGAUUCUGGAGCUGCUCUUGAAGCUGAUGGACGAGUCCAUGAUCGAGUACUGCAGCGCAUCUUUCCAAGAGGAGCUGCACGAACUCUGGGCCAAAACCGUAGGUGCUGCCGCGAAGCAGGCAGCAAGACAAGAGCUACUGUUGAAGUAUUUGUGCCCGCUUGUGACGAGGUAUGGGUUCGACCCCACGUGGGAUGGAGUGGUGCAGAGCCAGCAAAGUGCAGGUCCUUGGGUAGCGGACGAGGAGGUCAUUGCCAAGUACAAGCUCCAGAAGUGGCUUCUCGACCCGGGGCUUCAGGUGAGAAAGUUGCCUGGGACGCACGACAAGCAGCUGCACAUGGCGAUCCGAGAGCUGUGCCAGGAGAUCGAAAGAAAGAGUGGCAGACCCUCCUUGGCUGCUCCGUUAUGUAGCGCUCGGCAUGCGACGCCGGCGUUCCAGCUGAAGGAGGUGUCAGUGCCCUGGGCACGGGUCUUUGCACCCUUGGUAUGCGCAGUGAUCCCGGGCGUUCUCUCCAGCGAGGAGGUCCAGGCGCUGAAGUCUUGGGGUAUGUCACGGAGGGAUUGGUGUUUGGCAAAUGGGCAUAUGAUCAGCCAGUUCGAGGAUGGAGUUCUUGCCUACAAACUUUGGAGUCGAGUGUGCCAUCUUGUCCCAGCUUUCAAGGGCCUCGGCGCAGUAGGCCUGAAUCAGCACAUGCGUUUCCUGAAGUACGGGAAGGGCCACUUCUUUGCACCGCACCAAGAUGGUGAGAAUCGACACGGCCCCGCGCGAUCUCUGCUUUCGGCGCUGCUGUACCUUUCUGGGGUGGAUCGAAGCGAAAACGGUGGUGGAACUCGAUUUAUUUCUCCCGAGUGCCCGGAAGUUGCGACCUUUGGCCGAUGUGACCGCGCCUGUGAUCGCUGUGUGGAUGCUCCUGUAACUGCCGGAUCUAUGCUGCUCUUCGCACAAAGCGUGAUCCAUGCCGGCACUGAGCCCAAAGCCUCCGAGAAGUUUGCACCGCUGCCAGUCACCGCGGUCACCGCGACUCCGCGCUGUGAGCUGCGGCGCUCGACGGCUGCGACGGCUGCGAAAGUGAAAGAGAUGUCCACUACGCCGGACCGACGGGCAGCCAUGCUGGAGGCACUGGCAGGGCUGAACGACCAGCCUAGUCAGGCUCCGCCCGAAUAUGAGCUGCCUGCGAUGGACCCAUCGGCAGCGCUGCAAAUGUGCAGUGCGGCUGUUCUUACCUCUAUGGCAUAUGCCAAAGUCGCUUCUGCACGGACGCGUCGAAGCUCCCAACUCUUGCAGGAUGCAGUUCGCCUGAGCAGCGGAUCCAACUUUCUCCUCCAACGCGCGCUUGCAGCCUCGAGUGCACCAAACCUUGAAGAAGCUCACAGCAUCAGCUUCAGGAGCGCCGUGCAAGCGGGCAGGCAAUACUUUGACACAACACUGCCGCCCGUGCCCUGCAGCGGCCCUAAGCCAGUGCAUCGCGAAUCGCACUUCUGCAUGCAAAGACUUGUAACAAGUGCGGAAUUCUGCCGAAGUCAAGGCUGGUGA